Molecule: messenger RNA, 2091 nt
Organism: Charadrius vociferus (killdeer)
Lineage: Eukaryota; Metazoa; Chordata; Aves; Charadriiformes; Charadriidae
Gene: TMEM259
Product: transmembrane protein 259
Exons: 11
Biological process (GO): response to endoplasmic reticulum stress; positive regulation of ERAD pathway
Cellular component (GO): endoplasmic reticulum
Source: RefSeq, a predicted model, not a curated record
GGCGUCCGCAAUCCCAACCUCAACCAGAACCCCUUGAUCAACGUGCGCGAUCGCCUCUUCCACGCGCUCUUCUUCAAGAUGGCAGUGACCUAUGCUCGCCUCUUCCCACCCUCCUUCCGCCGCGUCUUCGAGUUCUUCGUCCUCCUCAAGGCUCUCUUUGUGCUCUUCAUCCUGGCUUACAUUCACAUCGCCUUCUCCCGCUCACCUAUUAACUGCUUGGAGCAUGUGCGAGACAAAUGGCCACGCGAUGGCAUCUUGCGGGUGGAAAUACAGCGCAACUCAAGCCGAGCCCCCAUCUUCCUGCAAUUCUGUGGCGUUGAGAAAUUCCCAGGAAUGGUAGUUGAAUCCACAGCUGAGGAAGAGGAGGAGGAAGAGGAGGAAAUGACUGUGGAUAUGUUUGAAAACAGCUCUAUCAAGUUUGAGCUGGAUAUCGAGCCCAAGGUGUUCCUCAAGCCAUCCCGGGUGAGCAGCACCGAGGCACUGACGCACAACGAAAGCCAGGAGUUCUCGUUUAGUGAAGCAGCCACUAAAGUGUGGCCGCAGGAAGAGUACAUUGUGGAGUACUCGUUGGAGUACGGGUUUUUGCGCCUGUCCCAGAGCACUCGCCAGCGCCUCAGCAUCCCGGUCAUGGUGGUGACUUUGGAUCCUACCAGGGAUCAGUGCUUUGGGGACAGGUUCAGUCGCCUGUUGCUGGACGAGUUCCUGGGUUAUGAUGACAUCCUGAUGUCAAGUGUCAAAGCUUUAGCUGAAAAUGAAGAAAACAAAGGUUUCCUUCGCAAUGUGGUGUCUGGGGAGCACUACCGCUUUGUCAGCAUGUGGAUGGCGAGGACUUCGUAUCUGGCAGCCUUUGUCAUCAUGGUCAUAUUUACUCUGUCCGUUUCGAUGCUGUUGCGCUACUCGCACCAUCAGAUCUUUGUCUUCAUUGUUGACCUGUUACAGAUGCUGGAAAUGAACAUGACAAUUGCAUUCCCUGCAGCUCCCCUCCUCACUGUCAUUCUGGCUCUAGUAGGUAUGGAGGCCAUUAUGUCAGAGUUCUUCAACGACACCACAACUGCGUUUUACAUCAUCCUUAUUGUGUGGCUGGCUGACCAAUACGAUGCUAUCUGUUGCCACACCAAUACGAGCAAGAGGCAUUGGCUCAGGUUCUUCUAUCUGUACCACUUUGCCUUCUAUGCUUACCACUAUCGAUUCAACGGGCAGUACAGCAGCCUGGCUCUCGUCACCUCGUGGCUCUUCAUCCAGCAUUCGAUGAUUUACUUCUUCCAUCACUAUGAGCUGCCAGCCAUUCUCCAGCAGAUCAGGAUCCAGGAGAUGCUGUUGCAGAACCAGCAGGUGGGCCAGGGGACUCAGACGACGCUCCAAGACAACCUCAACAACAACACUACAGCUGCCCCCGUCGACGUGGGGGGCCGCCGUGCCCACCUGCCCGCCGGGCCCUCCGGGGAGAGCAGCAGCCCGGCUGCCCUGACCCCCAGCGAGGCCUCCAGCGUCAUCGCCGCUGCCACAGCGGCUUCAGUCGGCAGCGAUCUGAACUGGGUAGCUGAGACAGCCGCCAUCGUUACGGAAGCCUCGUUUCUCUCCGACCUGAGCACUACCCUCCUGGAGCCGAACGUCGUGCACGAAGCCAUGGCCAACGGGAGCCCUCAGGAUGCUGCCGCUGCCUCCAGCUUGGUUGCCCGCAUCAGGGUCAGCAGCGACCACCCGGAGACGGCCAUGGGCUCCAUCACCAUUGAAGUCACUUCAACAUCUGUGGUGGCUGCAGCAGAUGUUCCCCCCGCCGCAGAGGCGGCAGCGGCUGCGCCCCUCGUCCCGCUGCAGGCGGAGGGGUCCUCCGUCCCCAGCCCUUCCCUUCCUGAGCAGACUGAGGCUGUCGAGGGCUCAGACAGCCGAGCAAAACCUAGUGGCAAGAACUGCGUUGCGAACAGCAGCGUGGCAGAGACCCCUCCAGCCGUUGUGGAGGACGCUGAUCAGGACAGACGCUUGGGUCGUGCUCUUGGGGACCGGGGGGAAGGCGGCCCUUGCCCAGCACCAGCGGAUAGUACACCGAGCUCCAAACCUUGCUCGGAGCCAGACUUGAGGAGCCUGUCUUGA